This is a messenger RNA of Temnothorax curvispinosus, 6909 nucleotides long. It is a transcript of the gene Atg17, whose product is annotated as RB1-inducible coiled-coil protein 1. Bases 1795 to 6177 code for a protein of 1460 amino acids. Gene Ontology annotation, molecular function: protein kinase binding; molecular adaptor activity. The transcript is spliced from 10 exons. Lineage: Eukaryota; Metazoa; Arthropoda; Insecta; Hymenoptera; Formicidae. Gene Ontology annotation, biological process: autophagy of mitochondrion; piecemeal microautophagy of the nucleus; autophagy of peroxisome. The record is from RefSeq and is a predicted model, not a curated record. Gene Ontology annotation, cellular component: Atg1/ULK1 kinase complex; phagophore assembly site membrane; extrinsic component of membrane.
CUCUGCGUCAGUACGAUACGCAGAACGGGACAGCGCGGAGCAGGUCCGCCCGUCGUCCUCCCCCCUUUCCCCUCCAUCCAGUUAUAUCCAGGCGAGAUCCCCGACCGACGCGACGCGUUUCUCGGUCGCUGUCCAAGCCGAGCCUUCGCCGUCGCGAGUCGCACCGACGCGGAACAAUCCCGAUAUUCUACAGCCGUCGACGAGGAGGCAAGCGCGGCGUCGCCGUGGAAAAAGUCAGCGGGGAAAGCGGAGCGGAGUCUCUUUGUUCGGCGCGACCGACUCUGCGCAUAGACUGACAGCGGCAGCGCGCACGGCGCAGCAUUGUUUGUGUUUUGUGUCGCGCGGCUGGUUCGGCAUUCUCCCUUUUCGUCGCGGCCCUCUUCACGCGAGACGACAGUGUCGUCCCGCCCGGACAAGUCGUUCGGAUUCCCCCAGGAGGUAGCCAGGGACGAAACGAAACGGGACACGGAUCUCGCCUUCUCGCCGCGGCCGUCGCCGAUGAACGACGGUGACGGUGUCGCUCGAAUCGAGAAGCGAGCGAACGAGAGAGCGACGGAGUGCGAGAGAGCGCGGCGGCGGCGGACGCGGUGGCGUAACGCGGCGCGCGAGUGCUUUGUUUUGCCGAGCAGCUGAUCCGACAUUCGACAUCCGACGCGACGGCAGCUACGCUCGCGACGACGAGCGCGUUGGCGUUUAUCUCCGGCGCGCCAGCGUGAAUCGUCCGUGCCCUCCGGCUCACUCUCGCCUCGCCUCGCGCGCGACACCCCGACGCGUAGUCGGGCACCCGGAAGAGAUCUCCCCCGGGAGGCGGGAGCAAGCGCGUUCGCCCUCGACGAGGCGUUCCUCGACAGCAACAACGCGUGUGACAGGACUCGACCACGGCGACGCGACGAAACGGUCGGAAAUCGUAGCCGUCGGAUCGUCAAUCGGAGCGGCGGCGACGACUGGCCCCCAGUGCUCCGAAUCGAUCGCCGACCCUUCGCGUUGCCAGAUUUUCGUCAAGUCUGACGUAGCGCGACGCUUCGAGGGUGUAGAAACCAAAUCGAUUUUAGCGAUCGGACGCUCCGCGGGGAGGGAAUAGCGGUGGUGAGCGUGACGAAGGGAUCUGGGAUCGAGGUCCCGAAGAGUGCCGCGCGCGGUUUCGACGGACUGUGAUCGUGACGGUCAAGUGUUUGGAUCCCGUCAUCCUGGACGCUCGCUGGAAUCAAGCUCGAUGACGUGAACCGUCGGGGGACUGCAUCGGCUUUGGGAGCGGGGAGGUUAUGACAUAAGGUACGAGGUACGAAGGUACGACGACCGGCAUUGCUCGUCACUGUCGUUCACUGGUCGAGGCGAAUUUUAGAGCGACGCGACGUCCCGACGCGUCGGACCCCGAGGAACAAAGGAAACGACGCCGACGCUGCUCGAAGACGUUGACGAUCGGGAAUCGAGGAUCCCGGCCACUUCCGAGCGAUCCGGGUCUCGCGCGCGCGAGAGAGAUACCUGGAUGAUACUCUGCGACGCGGCGCGAUUCUCAGAGGCUUUGUCCCGGGAUCGACGGCGAGGAUCGCGGCGUUGAUCGAUGCGGCAUAGUCACGAGGGGGCCGUCCUCGCGAACGAUCGAGAACGUGGGGUACGGCCCCGAUCGAGCUGACUAAAGGAAACCGUCCGAGCCGAGGGCCAAUCCUGCUGCUGAUAGGGCCCGCGGUGGAGAGAGGGAUCCGCGACGGGGAUAAUACUACUUGGGCUACUAUUCUAGCAGUUUCUCCUGUUGUCGUUGUGUCGCCAUAAAGGCGCCUAUCCACGAGACGCAACAUGCUCUUCAUCUUCCACGUUGAUACCGGCACCACCAUCACCUUCGACAUCAAGCUGGCACUGCAAAGUGUCAGCCAGCUGAUGGAGGCGAUCGAGAGGGAAUGUGGUGUGGUAGCGGCGCAUCAGGUGCUGCUCAUGAGCGGAGGCGAGUGCUUGGAACCACAUGCACGCGUGUGCUCCUACUCGGCUGGAACCGACACGAAUCCGAUCUAUCUGUUCAGCAAGGCCGCCAUUGAGAGUAGCCUUCCGCCCACGCCGAGUAUAGAUUACGGUUCCGAUGUCGACCUGCAGACUCAAAUCGACGCCUCGCUGGCGAUGCCAGCCACCUAUCAGACCCUUUGCGCACGUGCCCAUUUGGCUCAGCAGUGUUGCGGCCUGGCGCGAGAGCAGACGAGGAUCUGCGAGAGGCUGGUUCACGAUCAGCAUCUCCAGCAGCAGGGUUGGGCAGCGGUAGUAGCCAAUCUCGAGGACAUCACGCAUAUGUUUCAAUCACGAGCCGACCAGUUCCAGCAGGCCUUUGUCCUGUACCUGGCCGAGAGGCAGCAGCAUAUGAAGCUUCUUGAUAAUUUUAGCAGCGAUCUCGGUACUCUUGCGAAAAUUCCAAUUUUGCCGGCCUUGAGAGCUCAAGCCGAAGGCUUGUUGAGUCCGGAUGAUCAACCGAGUCAAACCUCCGAAACGUCGGAGGAUAGUGGAGAAGUGCUGAGUCUGCUACGAUGGAUCUCGGCGAAAGACAAUCAGAGCAGCCUGGAGCAAGUGGCAGAGCAAUGCUCGCGUGGCCUGGAGCAGUUCGAUGAACGAUUGAUGCAGGCCUUGAAAGCGGAAGUGAACGCGGCCAUCGAUAAUGCUAACAAGCAAGAUAUGAAGGAGAUCAAGGGCCUAGGUGAGAGGCUGUUUGCUCUUGAACAGCUGAUGGUGCAGACCAAGAGGCUCGUUCACGAACAGGGUGAGCUUGCUCAGGGUUUUCUGCAGAAUCAGAAUCGCGCGAGCAAUUUGGGCGACGCGAGCGUCCUGCCAGAUCUUUGCAAUUCUCACCGCCGGCAGUUGCUCGUCAUGUUGCAAAAUCACAACCAGUUGCGGGACAUCCGCCGCAGAUGCACCAAGGCUAAGGAGGAGCUGUCGGUGAAUAUCUAUCAUCGCCUGAAGUGGAUCAUGUACGUGGAAAACAAAAUGGUGGAAGUAGGCAACAAGCUAAUCAUAUAUCACGAGAGCUUGAAGCGGUUGCGACGACAUCUGGAGGUGCUCCAACAGAUCCACUUGGCUCCGCAAAUGUACAUGAGCGCGGUGGUUGAAGUUGUUAGGAGGCGCACCUUCUCGCAGGCUUUCCUCGUAUGGGCAGGCAAUCUGGCAUGUCAGCUGUUGACCGUUCACAACGAAGAGUUGGCGCGUAGGCGAGAGUUUCAGAGCAAAUUUGAUGGCCACUUCUUGAACACUCUCUUCCCAGGUUUGGAGGACACGCCACCGCCCUUCGCAACGCAAGCACCUUCCGUCUUUGACAACGGGCUACCUAAGUUAACCGCGGACGACAUGGAAUCAUUGAGGUCGCAGCUUCCGGACUUGGCGCUUACGAUUUCUACGCCGGAUUUACGCAGUAUCACGCAAUUCUUCUUAUCCAAGAGCUUUACCGAAGGCAGCACCGAUGGCAACAAGGAGAAGGACAUCACAUCGGUGAGCACAGAUAUGCCCACAAAGGAACAAGAGCGUACUAGAGCGCCGUUGUUGUCGGACAGGGGCGAUUUUGAAUCCGAAACCGACACGGAGGAAUUCGAGAAGAUUGGUCAAGCCGGCGUGGACGUGACCAAACCCGGCGUAUUCGACGGGGCGAAACAGAAACGGCAGAAGCAAUUGGAGGUUGGUGCCUCUCGAAGCGUGUCCCCCGCUUCCUCGACCUCGACUAACGUCUCCCCGCUAAACUCGAAAGUCGCGGACUUAACAACGCGUUCGUCUACGUCAAGCGAACCCGGCUCUUUCCAAUUUCCCAGCCUGUCCGCCACGAGCGAGCGCCCGGUGCAGCUAAGUCCGCUGACCGAGUGUGUGGAGAACGGUGUCGCCGAUUCUUCCAGUUGCUUGCUUCGCAGUGGUGUAAGCGGCCUCUCGAACUAUCGCGACGCCCUGCCGCUCGAGGAGCAACAUUCCCUGAGUCCGAAUCCCCCCUCCUUGCCACGAUCCUCCGUCAUGUGCGACGGCCAGCAUCAGCAACAUCAACAUCCGCUAUCCGGUAGCGGUGGUAGCAGUCCCUCCGUAGGCGUGGGUGCUACCGACUUCAUGGGUACCGAGUUUUACAUGGACGAAUCUCUGCCGAGCAGCCUCAGCGAGCAUCCCGCCGACGGUCAGCAUCAGGCUAUCGUGUCCCUUCUUCAGGAGAAUCUCGGUAACACGCGUGAAGAAGUGGAAAGGUUGCGGUCCAUCCUGAAGACUAUGAAAACGGUCGUAUGCGAGGAGCUUAGUUCUGUUCGGAAUGAAUUGGCGAUUCUGCGAGAUCGGUCUAGCGAGGACAAGAGCGGCAUCAUCGAGAUGACAGAACGCGUUCGAGUGGCAUUGUCUUUGCAUUCGCGAGAGUAUGACCGACGUCUUCAAGAACGUGAGCAGGAGCUGACGAUCGAGCAUGAGUACGAGGUAGCUGAUGUCAAAAAACUGAUGCAGAGUCGCGAAGAAGAAAUCUGCACGCUUAAGCGUAAUCUCCUGGAAAAGGAAACCGAACUGGCGGAACACGAACGACUGGUAGCUACGAUGCGUCAAAAGUUGGAAGACGAGCAGAUCGAGAGGAGGAACCUGCAGACUCGUCUACAUCAACAACUCGAGGACUAUUCGAGGAUACUGGAGCAAGCGCGCAUAGACAAGGAAGAGGCUGUGAAGAAGACGAAUGACGAGAGAUUCCUCGAGAUCACUUCUUUAACGAAUUCAUUGACCCAAUGCCAGACACGAAUUCAAGAACUGGAGGAGAAUCUGGCUACCGCGCGUACUGAUCAGGAAAGAAUGGUAAAAGAGGCGACCGACAAGUUGCAGAUAGAAUAUAAGACGGAAUUAGAAACAAUUCGAAGCCGCUUUAAACUUAUGACCGCUUCUACCAUGGAAAGGAGUCCCAGCGAUUCUAGUUUGGAGAAGAUUGAACGGACAGACGUUAUCGAGCUCGUGAAUCACGAGGCGAUCCUGGCGCAAGCGAGAGAAGAUAUGAAAGUUGAGAAUGCCAUGGCAGUUCGUACUGCUAUUGAAAAGGAAAGGGCUGAUUGUAUGGCGAAAUUGGAUAACGAAUUAAGAUUGGCAAAGGCAGUAGUCGAAGAGAAAAAUAGGGAAAUAGAGAUGUAUAGAAUGAGAACAGCUGCGUUGUUUGAACAGGGCAAACAUUAUAAGAACAUGAUAGAUCGAUUAAUUGGAGAAUUCGAACUGAAAUCAGAGAUACAGCAAAACUUGAUGGAGAAGAUGAAAAACCUUGAAGCGGACAAGGCGUGGUUGGAGAACAAAGAAUCCGCAGAGAAGGCAAUGCGAACGGUCUUGGAACAAAACGAAGAUAACAUGUAUCCUCUAGAAUCUGGAGUAUGCAAGGACUUGAGCUACGAUCGGUUGGAUGCCGGUCAAAUUGGUCUGGAAGAUGUCUUCAAGGAAUCCGAAAAAUAUGAGGUUGAAGUUUCAGAAUCAAAGAAAGUACGAUUGGAGGCUGAUGAUGAUGAUCUGGCUCGGCUAUCGAGGCGACUUGAAUCUCUCGAGAAUGAUAACAAGAGGCUGUCCUGCGAGCUAAAUUCGAUACGCGCGAGUAAAGUGGCGGCCGAAGCAAAAAUGGAGGCGUUAAUGACAGAUAAAAUCCGUUUGGAGCUCGAAUUACUGAAAGAGCGAACCAAGAGGACAUUUGGUAUUGACCCGAUGCCGUCAGAGUCCCGCGAUAAGGAAAUGAAUGCGUCGGUUGCUGUGGUUUCGGACGCCAAUUCAAGGGACGCGGCCACGAGUCCAGAGCUAAGUCGACGAUCAUCUUCCAAAUCGAUAUGCUUCCAUCCCUCCCUUCCCUCGUACAUACAUAAGAAGGUCGCAGAAAAAGUCGGAAAGAUGGUGCAACAGGGAAUUGUGACCGUCACUAGCUGCAAUCCGGGUGACGUGGUACUCGUAGUCUGGGAUGCUGUACAUGGCAACUACGCGGUAUAUCAGGAAUCUUCGACUUUUUAUUUCCUUCAUUCGGACUAUGUUGACGCACUGGACGUAGGAAUGAAUCCGAGCGGUUCUCGGAAAUGCGUCCUCGCUGAAGUGAUCGAUAAGGAGUACUGUCAUGCGAGGAAGCAUGAAAAUCGGUAUCACGUCCCACGUGGCACAAAAUUCUACAGAGUGCGCGCUAAGCCACGAGAUGCACGCGCGCUGACAGACGAGACAGGUUCGAUGUCGAAGAGUCAACUACCGUAAUUUUACGUUCAGACUGUGUCGAGAAUCCCUUGAUUCUUGCCUAGUACAAGCGCUGUGAUCGAGGGUUUGCGUCGGCAGGCCGCGUUCGUUAGGGGACCAGCGACCCGGAACGCAAAUCCCGAACUUACGUCUCCGCAACCAUCCGGAAACCUCGGAUCUAGGCCAAAACCUGCCAGAGCCUCUAGACGCAUCCUUGAUAUCGAUGAACGCUGGGGGAGGGGGUGACCCAUGGAAAGAGGUAUGCGCAAGUUGGGUAACAUGAAAUGAGACGGAAGGAUGCGCCGGCGUUUUAUUGUGAUAUAAGUAAUUUUUAAACGAGUGAAACAUAUUUGCCGAAUGCUGUGGUUAGCUGUGAAGCGUAACGAUAUUUGUAUUCUUCGACUUUCCUUUUUUCAUAAACGAAAAAAAAAAACAAAGGCAUGUGAGUGUCGUCGACGAUUUUCUCUUUCAAUAAUUCGAAUAGGCUGACCAGUGUAUGAGAGAGGGAUUGUUAAACUUCAAUAUUAGAUGUACAAUGCGGGAAGACGAAAGCGUGUCCCACUAGACGACGUUCAGCUUCCUCUCUCCGCAUUCCGAUAAUUAUGUUUGCAUUGUGUGAGACAAGAAAAUGUAGCUAUAAGUUUUACAAAACCGACAUAUUAUGGGAACGUGCGAUUUAUAUAUCGUGAAUGUAUUAUAAAUAUAAUAUUAUAAAUAUAUACAUAUAUAAUCGCAUUCGGUUACAUAUAUAAU